This is a messenger RNA of Bactrocera oleae (olive fruit fly), 1377 nucleotides long. The record is from RefSeq and is a predicted model, not a curated record. Lineage: Eukaryota; Metazoa; Arthropoda; Insecta; Diptera; Tephritidae.
AACGAUCCUAAAGUUAAAGCACUGAUCGCCAGUAAAGAUCAGCAAUUCGAUUUAAUCGUUUUGGAGCAAUUCUUCCAUGAGAGUUUUUUGAUGUUUGCGCACAAAUUUAAAUGUCCCGUUGUGACGCUGGGCACUAUGGGUUAUGCGGACAAUAUGGAUCAUACGAUGGGCUUACUUACACCUUGGGCUUUUAUACCGCAUCUACUGCUCUCGCAUACAGAUCAAAUGACCUUCACGCAACGUGCCUACAAUACUUAUCUAUCAUUAUACGAUGCUGUGAUGCGUCGCUGGUAUUAUAUGCCUAAAAUGCAGGAAAUGGCUGAGCGGCAUUUUACCGGACUGGUAGAGGGUCCCUUGCCGCAUGUACGGCAAUUGGAGAAAAAUAUUUCGUUAAUGUUGAUCAAUAGUCACCGUAGUCUGGAUGUGCCGCGUCCCAGUAUGCCCGGGCUUGUAAAUGUCGGCGGUGUGCAUAUAAAAACACCCAAGCCACUGCCACAGGAUCUACAGAAUUACCUGGACAACGCUACCCACGGUGUAGUUUACUUCAGUCUCGGUUCUUAUAUGAAGAGUAUAGAUAUGCCUAAGGAAAAGAUCAGCCUGAUACUUAACGCCUUCGGUCAGCUGAAACAGAAUGUUUUGUGGAAAUUCGAAAACUCCUCUAUUGGUCAUCUGCCGCCGAAUGUGAAAAUCCAGAGCUGGUUGCCACAAAAUGAUAUACUCGCUCACCCGAAUAUCAAGGUCUUCAUCACACAUGGUGGCAUCUUUGGCACGCAAGAGGGCAUUCACUGGGGUGUGCCGAUGUUAAGCAUACCUCUCUAUGGCGAUCAACAUCGGAACACGAUCAAAUCGGUGCGUGGUGGAUAUGCGCGCACAUUAAACUUCGGUCAAAUGACGAGCGAGGAUCUGGUACAGAAUAUACGAUUGCUAAUCAGUGAUGCCAGUUACAAACAAAAGGCAUUGGAAGCAUCACGCAAAUUUAGAGAUAAUCCAAUGCAUCCUUUGGAUGAAGCUUCAUUCUGGAUCGAAUAUAUUGCGAGGCACAAAGGUGCUACACAUUUGAAAUCUUAUGGCGCCUAUAUGCCACUGUAUCAGUACUUGUUGUUGGAUGUGUUUGGUUGUGCGCUUUUGAUUGCAUUUAUAGUGAUUUGGUUACCGUUAAAAAUUCUCAAAUUUUUGGGUAGCCUGUUGCGGCGAAAAGAGCCUGAGGCGUUACGCAAAAAGCAUCAGUAGAGCUGUGAUGAAAUUUUUUCUAUGAAAAAUUAAUUUAAUUUUAGAAAAUUUAGUGUUACAUGUAAAAUUAUGAACUAAUUAUAAGUUGGCGAAAUUUUGUUAAAUAAUAAAACAAUGUUAUCGAUAUUAACAUGCUUACGUAAAAUA